AUGGAUUCGCCGGAUGCCAAGCGGCAACGCCUGGACCCUACCUCGUCCUACAAUCUGCGAUGCCGCACCCUGGUGACCAGCAGUAGUAUCGACCCACCGGACGCCAAGCGCCAGAGGCUGGACACGGCUGCGUCGCAGAGCAGCACGUCGACGGUCGGCCCUCCCGUCGUCGCCACGGAUUCAAGGAGCGUCGCGUUUCAUGUGACGUUUACGGCCGGCCCCACAGAAACGAAUGAGGACCGCCUCUUUGCCGGCGCCCAGAGCCGCUACGGCAGCUUCAUCGCUGGCGUGAAUACCGCCGGCCAGGGGAUAGUAAUCAUGCAGAUUGACGAUGUCAUCCUCAGCAGGCUGGAGAGCAGCCACGCGUUCGGCCACCGCGUGACGUUCGCCAACAUGGAUUCAGCUUCCCUGCCGCCUUUCAUAACUUCUCGUUUCGCUGGGGUGACGGUGGGGCAGUUUAAAGUCUCCUCAGCGACGCGGAUUUCCGUGGAGCCCUCCUCCGCUGUCCCAAUGCUCUACAGCGCCAGGCUUCGGUUCCCCGCUUACGAUGUCGGCAGCGACAGGGCCCGCCCCGAAGACAAGCACGCGUCGGAUGGCAGCGCCCUCCUGCUCAUCCCACACGGCGGGAUGUUCCGGGGCGGGCCGUUCUGCAAGUUUAAGGCGUGGGUCGCGUGCGGCAACGGUGACAGUCCCGACGCCGGACGCGUGGAGCUCGCCAUCAGGGAGUCCGCUCCCGACGACUUCGUCGCUCAGCUACAAGCAGCGGCCGAUAGCAGCACGCCCCUUUACGUGUAUGGUGCCAAGAUCAGCCCCUCCAAUAACAAAGCUUAUAUGAAUAGCGUCUUCCUCAGCGGCUCGCUUGUAGCAGCAGCGAGUGCCCCCGGCAAACGCCCUCCCAAACGAGUGCACACCUUCCAGGCGGCUGUUCAGCGAACUACCACGGCCACCGUGCCCGCCGACACAACUGAUAUGGUAUUGGCUUGGGAGCAGCGUAGCCGCAGUGCCCUUGUUUUACCGUCGGAUGGUCCACACGCCUCGGCCACCCUGUCACCCAACCCCACUUCUGUCACUGUAGUCGGCUCACUACCGGUCCUCCCGCUCGUCCUCACAGUCGGCAGCCGCAGUUAUCCGGUGUGCACCGACAGCAUCGCCGUCAUGCAACAGUUACCGAACUACGACGAGUUCUUCGGCAGCGCCAGCUUCGCAGACGAUAAUGAUCGUAUGGCAUACACUGCUUACGACUCAUUCACCGUCACCGGUACCAUCACCACCAAGACAGAAGGGCUGGGUGCAUUCUGUGCACUUGUGGGUUCGACUCCCACACAAGUUGGCGGCGUCCCUCGCACCUACACUGGUUCGCAUGUGUUGAAGCUGCUGCUCCGGCAAGCCUUCACGCUGUUCUCUUCGGUGGCUUCCAGUAGGCGCGCUGCACGUUGCCACAACGGAUGUCGUGCCAGUACACCGUCCUGCCGCCUAUGCGGCGCUGCUGGCUGCUGCCGAUCGCGCGACCAUGCAGGCACCGCGGCUUCUGCCAUUCACCAUGCACUCGACAGGCACCACGGCUUCUGCUAUUCACCAUGCACUCGACAGUCCCCUUCGCUAACACAUCCGGAACCAUGGAUCUUACCGUUCGUCCGUCCCUUCGAAAUGCAUCUUGCCUGCAGCGGCUCUACUGUGUAUGGCAGUCCUUCUGGAUCCAAGUCGUACCGGGCUAUGGUUGGUGAAGAAGAACGGCCCGAGUGGGACGCGGACGGCAGUGUCGUCUUUCCUGAGGCCACGCAAACUCAGAAUCUGUUUGACGAUGUUGCUGUCCGAGUGCCGACUCGGGCCGUUCCUCUCCACCACCCAUACCCUAUCCAGCAUACGAGCGCCGUUGGAAGCGACAUCGCCUCUGCACACCAACUAUUGCUUCCACGUUGCUUGGCCGUGUUGGUGUUCGGUGUGUUGGUCGUCAGCAUCGUUGCCAGCGUCAUGGCGGCGGUGGCGGCUGGACAGGAUUGUCUGCUGUAG
Messenger RNA from Volvox carteri f. nagariensis, 2010 nucleotides. RefSeq lists its product as uncharacterized. NCBI's taxonomy places the organism in Eukaryota, Viridiplantae, Chlorophyta, Chlorophyceae, Chlamydomonadales, Volvocaceae. The coding region runs from base 1 to 2010 and encodes 669 amino acids. The transcript has 10 exons. The record is from RefSeq and is a predicted model, not a curated record.